Molecule: messenger RNA, 1614 nt
Organism: Lachancea dasiensis
Lineage: Eukaryota; Fungi; Ascomycota; Saccharomycetes; Saccharomycetales; Saccharomycetaceae
Source: the annotation of a GenBank genome assembly
AUGGAAUCUACUCCGUUGUUGGCAGACAGAAAGCCAAGCGAUGAGCCCUACAAUGGGUACGUGAGCGACGGACGCUCUGUGAGCUCGAGCGAAGUGCACAUGAGUCGAUUUCGUCUCAUGAGCCCAGACUUAGAAGAUCCGGAAAACGCAGACCUGGCAGAGCUGAACGAUCCGAUGGGACCGGGUAUGGGUCACACUACAGUAGGCCAUGAAACUCGUUUUAUGCUUACGCAGUCAAUUCCUCUGACGAUGACCUUUUUUAUGGAGUAUUCACUGACGGUAACAUCUCUGUUUGUGGUGGGCCAUUUUGGCACUUCGGAAAACCUGGCCUCCGCGUCACUGGCCGCGAUGACCUUCAACAUCACGGGUCUCGCUGUAAUCGAAGGCAUGGCUACAUCUUUAGACACAUUUUGUGCCCAAGCGUUUGGUGCUCAACGUUUUGCAAAAGUCGGACUCUAUUUUCUGCGGUGUACGGCGAUGAUAGCGAUGGUGUCGAUUCCAGUGGCCAUCUUUUGGUGGACCAGCGCGUCGUGGCUGAAAUAUGUUAUCCCAGAGCAUCAGUUACUUGCCGAUGCCCAACUUUUUCUGCAAAUUACUUCAUUUGGCCUUCCUGGGCUCAUUUUGUUCGAGACUGGCAAGCGGUUUGUCCAAUCACAGGGGUUUUAUGAUGCCGGAACCUGGGUACUAGCACUGGUAGUGCCCUUGAAUAUUCUCAUUAGUAUUGUCCUGACAAAAAACCUUGGCUAUAUUGGUGCCCCAAUGGCUCUUGCUAUAACUGAUUGGCUGAUGGCCAUUAUAUUAUUCAUUUACUGCCGGUACUUUGAGCCUAGCGUAGGGAAAUGCUGGUACCCGUUCAAUGCCAGCUGGCGUCAUUUUAAGCACUUAUUUGAACAUUGGGGUGUGAUGUGGAGUUUGGCCUUCCCUGGACUGGUCAUGAUUGAAUCCGAAUAUCUCUCUUUCGAAGUUCUCACGAUCAUGUCCACCCACUUUGGAGUCGAAGCUAUUGCUGCACAAUCAGUAGUCGCAAAUGUGGGCUCGCUAAUUUACCAGAUACCCUUUGCAAUGGGCUGCGUUGUAUCAACCCGUAUCUCAAGCUAUGUUGGAAUGGAAAACUUGAAGGGGGCCAAAACAGUGGUUAAAUCAGCCUAUUGCGUUGCAGCGGGGGCAGGUUUGGCGAGUUGCUUAGUACUUCUCCUUGGUAAUAGACAUUUUGCCAUGCUUUUCACCAAAAAUCAAGAUGUUAUUGACAUUGCCAGCCACCUUAUGCCCAUUUUAGCAGUAAACCAACUUUACGACUCGUUGGCCACUUUUGGCGCCGCCAUAUUGAGAUCACAAGGAAGACAAGGUGUGGGCGGCGUGCUCAACGUGGUUGGAUAUUAUUUUAUUGGGUUGCCUCUAAGUGGCUGGUUUGCUUUUGGUCCUUUACAACUGGGGCUGAAAGGUCUCUGGUAUGGAUGUGGUGUCGGAAUACUGACGUUGGCAACUGCAUCAUCAAUUUGUGUUUACAUGAGCGAUUGGAGGCGUAUUCAUGAUGAAUUUCUGGCCAGAGAAGGCGAUGAGGAAGGUGCAGAUUUGCUCAGUAUCGAUACAUCUGGCACUUACUCAACUUCUUAA